AUGGCCGCUAUACGCUCAACGAAAAACUUCAUCAAAAACAUGUCUACCAACGCCGUCAGUGCAACAAUUCCCAAGGUUCAAAAAGCUUGGUUUUUCACAGAAAAUGGAGGACUAGAUGUGCUCAAAUAUGAGGACUUCCCAGUCCCAGAAGUUGGUGAUAACGAUGUUCUGAUCAAAAACAGGUUUGCUGGGGUGAACUUUAUCGAAUCGUACUUCCGUAAAGGAAUUUAUUCAACUGAAAAGCCAUACGUGCUUGGAUCAGAAGCAUCGGGCAUCGUGGCAGCAGUGGGCAAAAAUGUGAGCGGACUCAAAGUCAACGACAAAGUAGCGUAUUUGGGUAGAGGUUCACUUGCGCAGUACACCAAAGUUGCUGGUACAAGUCAAGUAUUGAAAUUGCCGGAUACAGCGAAAGAUGAAGAGCUUAAAGUGUACGCUGCAUCGUUGGUGUCCGUCCUCACGGCGAUGACUUUCACGAAAGAAUGCUAUAGUAUACAGAAGGGCGAUUUUGCGCUUCUGUACGCCGCUGCUGGCAGCGCCGGCAUAGCGUUCAACCAAACCUUGAAGAAAGCCGGUGCUCGUGUCAUAGCCGUGGCAUCCACGGAUGAAAAGCUGAAAACGGCUCAAGAAUACGGAGCCGAGUUUUUGAUCAACAGUUCCAAAGAGGACGUUUUGAAACGUGUGUUAGACAUCACAAAUGGCGAAGGCGUGAGUGUUGCUUACGACUCGGUCGGUAAGGACACUUUUGACAUUACACUGAACGCGUUGAGACGCAAAGGGACAUUUGUGAGCUACGGGAACGCUUCGGGGCCCGUCGAGCCAUUUGCUCUGUCUCGACUAACUCCCAAGAACCUGAAAUUGUUGAGACCUUCCUUGUUCGGAUACUUGGGCGCACAAGAGGAACGGGAUUACUACUACAAAGAGUUUGUGAGCGGGCUAGAAUCGGGCUCGUUGAAGAUCCCGAUCUACAAGACGUAUCCUUUAAGCGAGUACAAGCAGGCUACAAGUGAACUGGAAGCAAGGAAGACCUCUGGAAAAUCAGUGGUGGAAAUUUGA
Molecule: messenger RNA, 1053 nt
Organism: Lachancea sp. 'fantastica'
Lineage: Eukaryota; Fungi; Ascomycota; Saccharomycetes; Saccharomycetales; Saccharomycetaceae
Source: the annotation of a GenBank genome assembly